ACGUCAACUCGACUCGAUCGCGUGUGAAGUUUUGAUUCUCCGUCGUCGGAAGUUUCUUCCAACCUACAGACGCCAUCAAACGAAAGCUUCAUAAGAUCCUUCGAUUCCUCCGUCGUUUUUGGAAGUCUUUUUUGGUGACGAUUUCGAUUCGAAUCGGAGGUGGUAAUCUGGAGAUCUGCUCCUCCUCCCUUCGUCUUCUUCGUAGAAACCAUGUCAGACGCUCUGAUAAACGGAUUGGCUGGAGCUGGGGGUGGGAUCAUCGCUCAACUCCUCACUUAUCCUCUCCAAACUGUAAAUACACGCCAGCAGACGGAGCGUGAUAUCAAGAGGGAGAAGAGGAAGCUUGGAACUAUAGAACACAUGUGCCAGGUUGUGAAACAAGAGGGAUGGGAGCGAUUAUACGGUGGAUUGGCUCCGUCUCUCGCUGGCACCGCGGCGUCACAGGGUGUGUACUAUUACUUCUACCAAGUGUUUCGGAAUCAAGCGGAAGCUGCAGCUCUUCUGCAGAGUCAGCAAGGGUUGGGUGACGGAUCCGUUGGGAUGCUUGCUUCGCUUUUAGUGGCUGCAUUGGCUGGAGCAGUUAAUGUUCUGAUGACGAAUCCAAUUUGGGUGAUUGUUACACGCAUGCAGACCCACAGAAAAAUGCCAAAAGAUCAAAAGACAGUCUCUGAGUCACCUCCUUCUGAGAUAGAAGAAGUUCUGGUUCCAGUUGAGCCGCGCCCAUAUGGAACCUUUAACACGAUUCGAGACGUUUACGAUGAAUCUGGAGUGACUGGGUUCUGGAAAGGUGUAAUUCCUACACUGAUCAUGGUAAGUAAUCCAUCAAUGCAAUUUAUGUUGUACGAGACAAUGCUAGCAAAGCUGAAGAAAAAACGUGCCUUGAAGAGUAGCAGCACCGUGACCGCUUGGGAGACGUUUCUACUAGGAGCUGUGGCUAAACUCGGAGCUACAGUCACAACUUAUCCUCUCUUGGUUGUAAAGUCGAGACUUCAAGCCAAACAGGUCACAACAGGGGACCAAAGACAUCAGUACAAAGGAACGCUGGAUGCGAUUCUGAAGAUGAUUAGAUAUGAAGGGCUUUACGGGUUCUACAAAGGGAUGAGCACAAAGAUUGUUCAGAGCGUUUUAUCUGCUGCAGUUCUGUUCAUGAUCAAGGAAGAGCUUGUCAAGGGAGCCAAGCUGUUGCUCUCUAACACGACUUCUAGCAAAGUGAAGUCCAAGCUUUCCUGAGGCUCAAUCAAGCUAGGAUUUUAGAAAAAUAAGAUUGAAAUAAAUUAGUAGAUUAAAAUUAAACUUCCAAUAAUUUCUUGAUUAGUUAUCACAGAAUCAGGAAUGGUGUUCAUUUCCUGAUCGUUGCAAAUUGAUUAUUGUAUUUUCCUGCAAAACUAUUGGUUUGUAUGAUUCUAUAUCUUAAAAUUUGGCAGAUUAGUUGUGUUUUA
Raphanus sativus (radish) is the source of this 1439-nucleotide messenger RNA. Its product is annotated as peroxisomal nicotinamide adenine dinucleotide carrier. The coding region runs from base 211 to 1230 and encodes 339 amino acids. The transcript is spliced from 10 exons. Gene Ontology annotation, biological process: nucleotide transport; transmembrane transport. NCBI's taxonomy places the organism in Eukaryota, Viridiplantae, Streptophyta, Magnoliopsida, Brassicales, Brassicaceae. The record is from RefSeq and is a predicted model, not a curated record.